UAUAAGAAAGUUUGAAUUUGAAAAAUUAUAAUUCGAAAACAUAAAAAAAAUAUUUUUUAUUUUUUAUUUACUUGAUAAUUAUUUAUUAUAUAUAUGGAGUAAUGGUAUAAGAAUCUUUUUUCCUCUUAUAAAGAAUGUAUUUUUGAAAAUAUAUUUUAUUAAUGGUAAAAAUGAAUAAUAGUACCAAUAGUGGUAAACAUGCAGAUCCCCCAUAUUUAAUAGGUAAUACCAUAGAAGUCCUUUUUGUAGUCCUUACCAUUCAUGUUUUCGGUUCGGGUGUGCGUCUAUAAAAGGGACUACAAAAAUGACUUCUAUGGUAUUACCUAUUAAAUAUCGGGGAUCAGCAUAAAGUUUUAGGUAUGUGUAUUUCGGGUAGACAAGUUUUAGACAUAUAUAUACAUAUAGAUUUUAGACAUAUAUAUACAUAUAGAUUUUUGGGAUCUUCAUAAAGUUUUGUAUAUAUAUAUGUAUAUAUAUGGUAUGUAUAUUUCGGGUAGACAAGUUUUAGACAUAUAUAUACAUAUAGAUUUUUGGUUCGGCUUUCGAUAGAUUCUUGUAUGUUCUGGAUCAGUUUUGUUCUGAAUGUUUAAUAUGUACCAACAAAGAACCAAAUUUUUUGAAAACUUUAGUCAUUUUUUUACUUGAAAUUCAAAUUUUAUAUCUGAAUUUUUUAUGAUAAAUUUAAUAGAAUAGCACUAAAAACUUAUAUCAUAAAUAUAGUACACAAAAGUCAAAAUAAUCAAAAUGUUUUAUUAAAAAUGUAAAAAAUAUUUAUACCCCUAAAAUUAGGGUUUAGAUUUGAGAGGUGAGAUUUUAAGGAUAGGUGAGGUUUAUGAUUCAAAAAUAAAAAAAUUAAUACUUAAAAUUUAAAAUUAUAAACAAUAGUUUCAAAAUGAUUUUUUGGAUUUCAAAAUAUAAUUUUGAAUUUUUUUUUAUUUUUUUUUUAAAAAGUUUGAAUUGAGAAAUGUAUAUGUCGAAAAUAUUUAUUUAAAUAAUUAUUUAUUUUAUAUAUCUAUAAAGUAAAUGUUGAAAUGUCUUAUAUUUUUUAAUAAAACAUAUUUUGGUAAUUUUCUUUCUUGGAUACUAUUUUGGUCAAAAAAUCAUUUUAGGUAGAGUUGCCUAUUUUUUACGUGUAGUGUAAUUUGAAUGUAAAGAGAAAUUUUUUUAAGAUUCAUAAAUUUGUAGAUCAAUACCAAAUUAGAUUAUAAAAUAUAAUUGUACUUCUCUCAAUCACAUUAAAUGCAAAAUAAAGAAUAUGUCAUUCACUCAGAAGAGACAAAUAUAUUGUUUUGAUCUUGAUGAUAAAAUAUAAUUUUACUUUUUUUGUUGGAUCGGGGAAAAAAGGUAAUUAGAUAGUAUUAUUUAUGUUAACAUAAAAUAUAAUUGAGCUGGAUAAAUAGAUAUGUAACCGUGAAUUUGGACCAAGGCUGGUUUAAACCAAUUAAUUGGUUAGGCGGUUUACCUAUUACACGACUACAUUUUUUCAAUUCUCGGAACAACACCAUCGGUUAAGAAUCCUUUUGGGUUUUUUUAAAUGGCAAAAUAUUCAUUUUUAAUACUCCCUCCGCUCUUAAAAGUAGAAUUUUCUAGAUUUAUUUUUUGUUCCAAAAUAAUAUAUUUUUUAAAAUUCUAAAGUAUUUUUAGUAGUUAACGUUGAUAAGUUGUAUACUUUAAAAAAACGUUAAUUGAAAAUAUUUGAAUUGGUUAAACACUAUUGGUUGAUAGUUAUUAGAAAAUGUAUAAAGAAAUAAAUAAUAAAUUUAAUUGUAAAUAUUUAUUAUAUUUUUAAUAUGUGUGAAUACUCUAGAAUUUUUUUUCAGGAACAGAGGGAGUAAAAUUUAGAUAGUUAAUUAAUUCUAAUUUUUCUUUUUAAAGUCAGAUCAAUAAAGAGGAGGCAGUAUGAGUAGCUGAUGGAGUUCUUGAAAUACCUUAAUGAGAAACUUGUUUCACCUUUUCUAUUUUCUUUAUUUUAAUCUCUAGAAACUGUGUUAAAGCCUCACUUGUGAACGAAGAGGGAUUAUAAUGGUGAAGAGGUAAACUUUAUUUCUCUUAAACUCUCUUACAUUGAAACUACGAUAGCCAACUGGCCAAGGGAACCCCACGACAUCCUGAAGAAGACAAGCAAAAAAAUUGCAACUCACGAUGGAGUCAAGAUGAAGGUGGAGAGUUUUUGUGUGAUGUUUGGGUGGCAAGAUUACAAAGACCUUUGGAGAUAGCAAUAACGGUUGGAUGAACAAACGUUGCGCUUGCUUAGAGGGAGACCAACUUGAUCAAUCUGGUUUGGAGGUCUAUAAAGAGACUGAACCACUUUCCAAGACUUUCAAAGUUUGAGUUUGAUCACGUACGAGACGUAGGCUUAACCAGCUUGCAAUAGCUAGUUUUUUUCCUUGAGCAUUGAAUUCAUGUAUAACAAAUAGUUAAUGAAAAAUUACCAAAAAUAUCACAUUCAUAAUAUCAUUUUUCAUGUUUACACUAACCACUUUGACAUUCACUUUUAAAGAGAAAAAACAGAAGUUGAACAAAAAAAGAGAAAAAAAAAACAUUUAUAUUUAUAGGGUUAACUAAUCUAGAGCGGUUUAGAGUUGAGAGCUGGAAUAAAUUUCUUAGAAUGUGAAACUUAGGAUUCUAAUAAAUAAAUAAAUAAAUAGUUAAAAAAAUUAUUAUUUUUUAAAAAAAAUUAGAAAAUAUUUUCAAAAAUAAUUUUCAAAUUUCAAAAAGAAAUUAUGAAAAAAUAAUUUCGAAAAAAAUUAUAAGAAAGUUUGAAUUUGAAAAAUUAUAAUUCGAAAACAUAAAAAAAUAUUUUUUAUUUACUUGAUAAUUAUUUAUUAUAUAUAUGGAGUAAUGGUAUAAGAGUCUUUUUUCCUCUUAUAAAGAAUGUAUUUUUGAAAAUAUAUUUUAUUAAUGGUAAAAAUGAAUAAUAGUACCAAUAGUGGUAAACAUGCAGAUCCCCCAUAUUUAAUAGGUAAUACCCAUGUUCGAAAACGCGGCGAGUUGAGCCGAUUUCUCGGCGUUUAAGCGCUCCACGGAGCUUGGCCGUAGCGUUUAUACCUUAUUCGGAUUAAAAAUCGGACCAAAAAAAUUCUGGGUUUUUCUUGUUUGAAAUCGAUAAUUUCAUCAUGAAUCUGUGACAUUUUGUUAUUAAUAACAAAGAAACAAAGGUCAAGUGACUCAAAUCAUCAAGAAAAUUGAAGAAAUAAGUUAAAAAAAAACUCUGUUGCGGCUGGGAUUAGAGCUGCAGCCUUGUAGGUCAAAGGAGGAAGAUGAAAUACAAAAUUACAUUUUUACCCCUCAUUUAAAAAACGACAAAAAAUCAAUUAAAAUCACCAGUUUUGGGCAUUGAACUCUGAAUUCUUGACUUACCACAACCCAAAAACCACCAGGCUACAACGAUAACUUUGCUUGUUUAUUGAAAUAUAUUAUAUAUAACUCAAAAUAUAUUUAAUAUAUUCACAAAAUAUACUAUAGCUUUAAAAAAAUCCCCGAGUACUCCCCGAUUUUUUUCCGAUUUAAUGUUAACUCGCUAGGCCCGGUCGGUCCGUACGCGUUGCGCCUAGCGAAUUUUUGAACAUGGUAAUACCAUAGAAGUCCUUUUUGUAGUCCUUACCAUUCAUGUUUUCGGUUCGGGUGUGCGUCUAUAAAAGGGACUACAAAAAUGACUUCUAUGGUAUUACCUAUUAAAUAUCGGGGAUCAGCAUAAAGUUUUAGGUAUUUGUAUUUCGGGUAGACAAGUUUUAGACAUAUAUAUACAUAUAGAUUUUAGACAUAUAUAUACAUAUAGAUUUUUGGGAUCUUCAUAAAGUUUUGUAUAUAUAUAUGUAUAUAUAUGGUAUGUAUAUUUCGGGUAGACAAGUUUUAGACAUAUAUAUACAUAUAGAUUUUUGGUUCGGCUUUCGAUAGAUUCUUGUAUGUUCUGGAUCAGUUUUGUUCUGAAUGUUUAAUAUGUACCAACAAAGAACCAAUUUUUUUGAAAACUUUAGUCAUUUUUUUACUUGAAAUUCAAAUUUUAUAUCUGAAUUUUUUAUGAUAAAUUUAAUAGAAUAGCACUAAAAACUUAUAUCAUAAAUAUAGUACACAAAAGUCAAAAUAAUCAAAAUGUUUUAUUAAAAAUGUAAAAAAUAUUUAUACCCCUAAAAUUAGGGUUUAGAUUUGAGAGGUGAGAUUUUAAGGAUAUGUGAGGUUUAUGAUUCAAAAAUAAAAAAUUAAUACUUAAAAUUUAAAAUUAUAAACAAUAGUUUCAAAAUGAUUUUUUGGAUUUCAAAAUAUAAUUUUGAAUUUUUUUUUUUUUUAAAAAGUUUGAAUUGAAAAAUGUAUAUGUCGAAAAUAUUUAUUUAAAUAAUUAUUUAUUUUAUAUAUCUAUAAAGUAAAUGUUGAAGUGUCUUAUAUUUUUUAAUAAAACAUAUUUUGGUAAUUUUCUUUCUUGGAUACUAUUUUGGUCAAAAAAUCAUUUUAGGUAGAGUUGCCUAUUUUUUUAUGUGUAGUGUAAUUUGAAUGUACAGAGAAAUUUUUUUAAGAUUCAUAAAUUUGUAGAUCAAUACCAAAUUAGAUUAUAAAAUAUAAUUGUACUUCUCUCAAUCACAUUAAAUUUAAAAUAAAAAAUAUGUCAUUCACUCAGAAGAGACAAAUAUAUUGUUUUGAUCUUGAUGAUAAAAUAUAAUUUUACUUUUUUUGUUGGAUCGGGGAAAAAAGGUAAUUAGAUAGUAUUAUUUAUGUUAACAUAAAAUAUAAUUGAGCUGGAUAAAUAGAUAUGUAACCGUGAAUUUGGACCAAGGCUGGUUUAAACCAAUUAAUUGGUUAGGCGGUUUACCUAUUACACGACUACAUUUUUUCAAUUCUCGGAACAACACCAUCGGUUAAGAAUCCUUUUGGGUUUUUUAAAUGGCAAAAUAUUCAUUUUUAAUACUCCCUCCGUUCUUUAAAAGUAGAAUUUUCUAGAUUUAUUUUUUGUUCCAAAAUAAUAUAUUUUUUAAAAUUCUAAAGUAUUUUUAGUAGUUAACGUUGAUAAGUUGUAUACUUAAAAAAAAAACGUUAAUUGAAAAUAUUUGAAUUGGUUAAACACUAUUGGUUGAUAGUUAUUAGAAAAUGUAUAAAGAAAUAAAUAAUAAAUUUAAUUGUAAAUAUUUAUUAUAUUUUUAAUAUGUGUGAAUACUCUAGAAUUUUUUUUCCGGAACGGAGGGAGUAAAAUUUAGUUAGUUAAUUAAUUCUAAUUUUUCUUUUUAAAGUCAGAUCAAUAAAGAGGAGGCAGUAUGAGUAGCUGAUGGAGUUCUUGAAAUACCUUAAUGAGAAACUUGUUUCACCUUUUCUAUUUUCUUUAUUUUAAUCUCUAGAAACUGUGUUAAAGCCUCACUUGUGAACGAAGAGGGAUUAUAAUGGUGAAGAGGUAAACUUUAUUUCUUUUAAACUCUCUUACAUUGUUUUGAUACAAUACAAGUCUUUGUAUAGAGAUAUAAUUAGGUUUAGAUGUCUACGCGAGCUCAUCGCUUAGGGAUUGGAAUCUAUUUGCCGUUGUGAUAGUGUGAGCUGGAGCUGAGCUUGUUUUUGCUUUUACGGACGCCUGCAUUGCUUUCCUGUUACUGACUUUAUCCUUCUUGUUUUGUUCGCAGGUACUGCUUGAAGAGGAAGCACUUGCAGCUGUGUCGUUUUGCUCAAGUGAGCUUUUAGACCUCCAAGUCUGAGUGGGUUUGGGCUUCUUAUUAAUAGGCCCCUUCAAACUUUGCGUGGUAGGAAGGCACACGCCAAGUUUGCUUCGUAGACUUCGAAAGGGUUCUUGCCGGAGAGAUUUCGUAAACACAUCUGCGAUCUGAAGUUUGUUGGAGAUGUGUCAAACCUCAAUCGCUUUGAGAGCCACUUGUUCUCUGAUGCCAGCUUCGAUGACCGUUUUCAGAGUUUUGGGACUUCCAAAUCUGAGUGGGUUUGGGCUUCUCAUUAAUAACUUGGAGCUGCUCUAAAUAUUUGAAGGCUUUUAUGCGGUCAACGAUUUAUUCAACCGAAUUGGUGGUUUUCGCCAGGCUCACCCUCGGCCUAGCAAUUAUUGUCUGAUUAAUCGGCUAAGCCGACUAGUAUUAGAACAUGGCUUCCCAAUCAUCUUUAGCUAGUGUAGUUAGGCUAAACGGCAAAUAGUUUAAAACUCUACAUGUAUUUAGUUACACACUAUGCCGUUUUACCUUUGCGUAGACAGAUCGCGUGUCGGUGUGAAUGAUACAAUGGCGCUUCGUUGCUGACAAAAUUGGCGCUUGCUUCGUCAGGGUUUACCAAAAUUUUUGAAAACAAAACAUCUUUCACUAAAUCGUCAAUCGGAGAAUCAAGCCGCGAAAUCGUCACCGGAAAAAAAUGGUGUUUCUCUCUCGCAAAAAGCCUCCACCGCCUCCGCCAUCUUCCUCAUCUGCUCCGCCUCCGUCGUCUUCCUCAGCUGCUCCGCCUCCCAAAUUCCCCCGGCCGCAAAAGAAAUCCGCCGAUGAACCCGACGCGGUGGAGAAGAUGACUGCGAUUCUAGCGGAAGCUGGCUGCACACUGAACAACCCGUACGGUCCUCCAUGUCUCCCCUCCGAUCUCCACGCCUUCCGCCGCCAUCUCACGACUCGCUUUUCGUCUUGCUCCGCCAGUUCCGCCGAGAGAGAUAGCGUCAGUGAUCUCCGCUCAGUUUUCGUAGCUGGAUUCUCAUCGUACAUUCAAUCUCCGAGUAAUCUUCGUAGAGUACUUUCCUCUUCUUCAUCAACAAAGAGAGACGACUCAUUAGUCCGUAACCUCCUCCUUGUAUCCCCCAUCCAGCUUGAUCUACAAGAAACGCUUCUCGAGAAGCUUCCUGAGUACUUCGACGUCGUUUCGGGAUGUUCCCUUGAGGAGGAUGUUGCUCGCCUCAUCAUCAAGCAUUUCCGCUGGCUCGACUUCAUUGUUAAUCCCGAUGUGUUCACCGAUAAGCUGAUGGAAGUUCUAUCGAUCUCUCCUCCGCACUUGAAGAAGGAGAUCAUUGGAUCGUUGCCGGAGAUUAUUGGGGAUCACAUCUCUCGCGCUGUGGUUGAUUCUCUAGAGAAGAUGCUUCAGGAGGAUUCCUCUGUUGUUGUUCCAGUUCUUGAUUCUUUCUCUAACCUCAAUUUAGAUGAUCAAUUGCAAGAACAGGCGCUUACAGUAGCGAUAUCAUGUAUUAGAACAAUCGACGCAGAGCAUAUGCCGUAUCUACUUAGGUUCUUGCUUCUUGCUGCUACUCAAGCAAAUGUUAGAAGAAUAAUCUCUCAGAUACGCCAAAAGUUGAAGUUCACCGGAAUCUCACAACCUUGUGCUUCUCAAAACAAACUCAAAGGAAAAGUACCUGCGUAUAAUUCAGAAGGUUCUAUUCUCCAUGCUUUGAGAUCAAGCCUUCGGUUUAAGAAUAUACUCUGUCAAGAAAUCAUAAAGGAGCUGAAUGGUCUGGAGAAACCUCGAGAUUUCAAGGUAAUCGAUGUAUGGCUGCUUAUUCUCAUGUAUAUGAAUGGGGAUCCCAUCAGGAAGAGCAUCGAGAAGAUAUUUAAGAAGAAAGUGGUUGAUGGAUGCAUACAAGAAGCCUUGCUUGAUCAAUGUAUAUGUGGCAAUAAAGAGUUUGUGAAGGAUAACUUUGGAUCGUUUAUUUCUUUGGCUGAACACCUCUUGUCAAGCAAAGAAGAAAAAGCAAGGGAGUUUGGCUCGCAUAUCUAUACUCGUCUUUUUGAAGGGUUUGCUGACAAUUAUUCCAGACAAGAGAUACUAGGUGCCCUAGUGACACAUGUGGGAUCUGAUAACAAAUUUGAGGUCAGUUCAGUCCUAGAGAUGAUGACGGUUCUGGCGAAAAAAUAUGCACAGCAACUCCUUCCCUUUUCUUCUCACAUAAAUGGUAUUUUGGACUACUUGGAGGGAUUUAAUGUGGAAAAUUUGCAUAAGGUCUAUGAGGUUUUCAGUCUCCUCGCACUAUCAGCUCGUGCAAGUCCUGAUUCUUUUCGAUCUUCAAUUUCGAAUGAACUUAUGAUGAUAGUAAGGAAGCAGAUUAGUCAUCCAGAUCUCAAGUACCAAAAGAUGGGGUUAGUUGGAACUCUAAGGAUUGUUUCAUCACUUGGGGAUGCAACCAGUGUUCCGGACUGUUCAUCAUCUCAGGUUUCAGAUUGUGGGGAGAUUUUGGAGCUCUUAAAGACAUCUGUAGACUCUUGCAGACAGUCUAACUUAGCCCUAAUUAUUUUCUAUGAUGAGUUCGCUGCCAUUCUCAGCCAGAAACUACUUCAGCCAGAAAUUAUGGAGUGGAUCGGGAAGCAUCUGGGAGAAUUUGAGUCACUAUUUCUGGCCGAUCUUGAAAACGGAGAAAUGGCUAAUAAGAGUUCAUAUUCUGGACUAGAAGGGGAUCUUUGGAUGAACUUGGAUGGUAGUAUAUCACCAAUCUGUUUGAACAUUUUGGCCCUGGCAUCUUCAUCCUCAGAGUCUUGUUGUCUGCAGAUUCUUCCUUCAAAUUUUCUUUUGCUAUCAUCUGUUGAGAGAUUGACAAAUGGUGGAUCCCUUGCUGGAAUUGAUGCUCUGCUCGGAUGCCCUUUGCACCUUCCUUCUUCCAAGUACUUUGCCGCAGCUGGAUGGCAAUCUCUGACAACAAAGCAGAGAGAAAUCCUCUCUCUCUCUUUAUAUUAUGCUGCAAACUGGAUACGAGAACUCCUUAACGCCUUCAGUUCCCAAAUUGACAAAAGGGAUGGCUGCAUUAGUCAGGCUACAGAAAAGGAUGUGACAACAAAGCUUCUGAUGCGACUCAGAAAUCUAAUAUUAUUGGAAAGCUUAUUGAGCAAUUUGAUUACGCUAUCUCCUCAGUCUCUACCGGAGCUCCACCCUUAUUCAGCCACAAGCCAACAUACUGACCAUCCAGAGAGGAAAACUGAGAAGAGGAAACUACAAGAUGAUGAUGCUUCCCAACGCAAGGGAAACAUGAAAAAUAAAUUGAAAAAAUCAAAGCAGUCAAGUGUUGAUGAACACUUGCGACAGCCAACUAUUUUGGACGCUUUCAAGAAAGCAGGAGUAGUUACAAGUCAAACACAGCUACAUGAAAAUCCUUCCCCAUCAUCGUUAGAUGGCAGGAUAGCGUCAGGGUCAAUGCAUGAAACUUGUUCUGGUGAUGAAUCUCUAAGUGUAAAGAUUCCUCAACUUUCCCCGGCCCUUGCAGCCCAAAGAUUCAAAUUCAGGCCUCUUCUUCCUCAAUGCCUUUCCAUCCUAAAAUUUCCAAAGGUGCAGAGCCAAAAUAUACGAAACCCUGAAUAUAAAGCUGAGCUACCCCUGUAUUUGUAUCUUUUACAAGAUCUUCAUACCAAGCUGGAUAGUCUUGUUCCUCCUGGUAAACUACUUCCUUUCAAACGUGGAAGCCCUCCAGGAUAUUUAGGGGGGUUCAAAUUGGUUGAACUUGUCAGUCAAAUAAAAGGACUUUUUCCAAGCCUCAGGAUGCAUUUGAAUACAGCAAUGUCCUUACUGAUAAAAGGUGAGGAAACUCCUCAAACUAUUUGGAGAGAUGAGUUUGCUAAGGCGGGAAAUCCGAACACAUCCAAUAUAGUAGUUUCUGAAUCUCUGAUUUACACAAUGGUGUGCAAAGAAGUUUUAUUCUGUUUCAGCAAGAUGUUGACCCUCCCUGGGUUCGAAACAGACAAAUCGCUGCUGCUGGAUCUUCUGGAAGCCUUCCAGCCUACCGACAUUCCAGUUGAUAGCUUCGCGGAUCUGCAACCUUUCCCUUCACCUGGAACAAAGGACUACUUGUUUAUUGGCGUCUAUUGUUUCUUUGAAGAUAUUUUAAACAACGCUUGUUCCUUCUCGUUUGAUCUGGCCUUCGAAUGUCUUCUAACUCUACAAUUAGUGGUGACCUCUGCACAAAAAUAUAUUGGUAAGGUAUCUGAAGAAGUUACUAAGAACAGAUAUGUCGGUCCCAUUCAGGGUCUUGUACCCAGCCUGCAUGCCAAACUGGGAACUUCUGCUGAGAAACUUCUCAGGCAUGAAUGGAUUGAUGAAACUACUGAUAACAAGGGUUUGAAGAACAAAGGUGAAAUGGUGCAGAACAUAUUGCGAAUAUACCUGGAAACCAGUGGAUCCACAUCUGAUUUGCUCGAUGAACUUGCUUGUACCAUUUUGCCUCAGGCCUCUCUAUCCAAGUCAACAGGAGAAGAGGAUGCUCAUGAUCAUGAAUUCCCUACACUAUGUUCAGCGACUUUCAGAGGAUGGUACAAGACAUUGCAUGAAGAAAAUCUCGCAAUUCUCAACAAACUGGUGAAGGUUGUUAGCUCAGAGAAACGGCAAAACUGUCAAUCUGAAGCUACCGAAGCACACUUAAGAGACAUUCAGAAGACUGUAAAUGUGAUAGUGUCUUUAGUCAACUUGUGUCGCUCGCAUGAUAAGGUUACAAUCCACGGAAUGGCUAUCAAGUAUGGUGGGAAGUAUGUGGACUCAUUUCUAAAAGUUUUUGAUUUCCUGGAAGCACAUAUUCAAGAUCAUAACGAAUUAGUCAUCCAGCUGGUCAAAGAUCUCCAAAAGGCUACAAGAACAUUACAGACUCUUUGUUCUGAAGCUAAGGGUAUGAAACAAACAGCCAUCACCAGCAAAAUACCAGCAACGAAGCGAUCUUUAGAGCGCUUUCUGUUUCACGUGAAGGCUCUUCUCCAUACAACAUCACGCGGCUCCAACUUCUGGAUGGGUAGCUUGAAACACAAGGACUUGAGAGGACAAAUAGUGAGUUCGCAGGCUUAUGUAGAUAACGAAACAGAUGAGGUAGAAGAAGAAACCAUGUCCGGAGGAGAAGAUCCCAUGGAAGCGGAUGAACUUCCCUCGUCACCUUAAGAUUGCUAAUAACUUAGUUUCUACGUUAAUCAUUUUUUUAUCUUCCUAAUUUCCGUAGCUCAGUGAGAUUGGAUCUAGAUGAACACAAAAAAAAACUUAUGUUUGUUUCUCACACUAUACUUAACACAUAUAUAGUUAUUUUUGUUUGUUUUUUUUAUCUAUAAGAAAAUUGCAUUACUUUUCCAAGUUA
Molecule: messenger RNA, 10981 nt
Organism: Brassica rapa (field mustard)
Lineage: Eukaryota; Viridiplantae; Streptophyta; Magnoliopsida; Brassicales; Brassicaceae
Product: Fanconi anemia group D2 protein homolog
Biological process (GO): mitotic intra-S DNA damage checkpoint signaling; homologous chromosome pairing at meiosis; double-strand break repair involved in meiotic recombination
Cellular component (GO): nucleus; condensed chromosome
Molecular function (GO): DNA polymerase binding
Source: RefSeq, a predicted model, not a curated record